Messenger RNA from Lucilia sericata (common green bottle fly), 2292 nucleotides. RefSeq lists its product as uncharacterized. The record is from RefSeq and is a predicted model, not a curated record. Gene Ontology annotation, molecular function: RNA polymerase II cis-regulatory region sequence-specific DNA binding; zinc ion binding; DNA-binding transcription factor activity, RNA polymerase II-specific. The coding region runs from base 386 to 2239 and encodes 617 amino acids. NCBI's taxonomy places the organism in Eukaryota, Metazoa, Arthropoda, Insecta, Diptera, Calliphoridae. Gene Ontology annotation, cellular component: nucleus. The transcript is spliced from 7 exons. Gene Ontology annotation, biological process: negative regulation of transcription by RNA polymerase II; cell fate commitment; positive regulation of transcription by RNA polymerase II.
AAUUAUGACACUGUUAAGACUGGGUUCUAUCAAAGCACAUUAAUAAGGUGACUACAGUACCUUUUGUGCAACAAAAACCUAGAACAACCAUAGGCAACAUUUUUUUACAGCUACGAAUAUGUCAAAAAAGUCUGUUGUUGUUGUUAAAGGCUAACAAGCUCUAAAAAUUUUCGUUGUUUUUGGUACUUUUACGUUAAAAAUAAAUAAUCAGCUGCGCUCAUGUCGUCACUGUAUUAAUACACUUUGGGUUCUAUUUAAAAUAUAAUGCAUCGUUUGUUUCAUACAAUGAUAGAAGAUAUAUUUUUUUAAAUUAUAUAUUUGUCUAUUUUAUAUACAUGUUUAUUUAUUUUAAUGGAUUACGAGUUUAAAAAUAUUUUAAUUAAUUAUGUGUAGUGUUCCACCAAAGUUUUUCCAAGUUUGUCGCCUUUGUCUAAUGUUAAUUGAGGAACAUGAUAUAUCAACACAUCGAAUUUAUAGUACAACUAGUGUACCAAAUGAUUCUGUUAAUGAAUGUAAAUGCAACAAAAAUCUAGACAAUGUUAAAUGCUGCAAUAUAGUUCAGAAAUGUAGCAGUUGUGAUAAAUACGGAAAAAAUCAAAAUUUGGAUGGCUCGAUACCAACCAUUCAUUCGUCGCUACCGCGAGUGCCUUUAUCACUUAACCCUUUGAAAACUUGUUCUUACAAUAUAAAAUGCGAUGAAGAAUACUCAGAUAAUAAAUUAGAUAUUUGUAAGAAAAAUAUACAUGUAAUUAAUCAAUCUUCUGGCAUUACUGAUGAUUCAUCGGCGAACAUUGCUUUACAAAUAUAUAAGUGCCUGUCAUUAGAAGUUUUGCCAACCGAUGGUUUUCCUGCUUUAGUUUGUUGUAACUGUAAGUCAUAUUUACAAACGUUCUGGAACUUUAGAGAAAUGGCUCAUAAGACACACACAGCGCUAACUGAUUUUUUAACACUCUGCAACUCUCCUGAAAAGAACUCUGCAGAUAUUAAUAUGUAUUUCAACGACCUUUUAUCUUCGGCAACAUGCAACAAAUCUUCAUCUGAACAAAUGGCAGCCAAGGCGCUAACGGAGUUGAGUGCAUUCUCUAAGAAUGAUUCCCCUAUAAAGAGAAAAUCAAAAAAUGUUAAAUCACCACUUGAAACACAAAAAAGCCCUCAAGAAGUUUUAAAACAAGAAUACAGUUUUGCAGUAGUUAAAAAACUAAAUUAUCAUUCUGAAAAUAAGGAACCAACUUCGAAUAUAGACGAUAAUAAUGAGAAAAGCCAAUGUUUACAACAACAACUGGAAACCGCCGCUGUGCUUAUGGAUAUAAGUAAAAAAGUGAUAAUAUCACCACCCUGCUCGAAUCCCCAAUCUCCAAGACUAUGUUCAUCUAUAGAUUCUAGUAUUUUAAAUUCUGUGAUAAAAGAUAAACGUCCAGUAAAUUCAGAUAUUGAAAUGGAUUUAUCAAAAAAAGAUUCCAGAUGUGAUUUAAGAAACUUCACGGAUUUUUAUUCGCAACAGGACAAAUCAAUAAUAUCCCAAGAAGAUUGCUUGGAAAAUCAAAUUGUUAAAGAAACCAAAUUGGAGAGAAAACUUGGCACAAAUGCUUUUAGUUUUACUGAAAAAUCUGGAUUACCACACACAAAUACUCACGCUGUCCCAAAGACGAAAAUGUUGAAUAUAGAAACUGAAAUUCGCUAUGAACGUACGUCUCCUGAUAGUCUAACAUCGGAAGAACAUGGCACUGAUGCAGCUACCACACAGUUAUGGCAAGCUUUAGCAAGAUCAGCAGCGAAUAAUACUGAAUCCAAUCAAACAACUCAGCUUUUACAUAUACUAAAUAGCUCAUUUGCUUAUCCAACUGCGUCUCCAACGCCUUCCGUGGACGAAAAAGUACCUGAAGAACCCAUAGCCCUAUUAAAGAUUGACGACAGCAAAAUUUUUAAGAAGAAAGAUGUGAAUUCAUAUAACAGUAGACCCCGUUAUGCUGCGGCUAAUGUUGUUUUCCGGGACAAAAAGCCCAAAAUAUGUGCUUUUCAAACUGGAUCUCAAAAAGAUAUGUCGUGUUCAAAUUGCGGGACCUUGAAAACUACAAUAUGGAGGAGAAGCAAUCGUGGCGAAAUCGUUUGCAAUGCAUGUGGCUUGUACUUCAAAUUACAUGGUGUAAAUAGACCGCACUCCAUGAGAAGAGAUACAAUUCAUAAAAGACGCCGGCGUCCAAGGGAUUCUGAAAAACUAGACAGAAAAAAUGAGUUCUAAUAUUAUAAAUGUAUUUGUAUAAUAAAGCAAUGUGUAAAUUAUUUCUAACAUCA